Messenger RNA from Ceratotherium simum simum (southern white rhinoceros), 1521 nucleotides. Lineage: Eukaryota; Metazoa; Chordata; Mammalia; Perissodactyla; Rhinocerotidae. The record is from RefSeq and is a predicted model, not a curated record.
GCGGGAAGAUGACGUGUCCUGGGCGUCCGGCUCUGAGUCGACUGGAAGGAGCAUGUGGGUCUGCGGCGCGCUGUGGGGGGCGCGAGCCUCGGCCCGGCUGCAGCGGAGGCUACGCCCCGCUUCGGGCCGCCGCCGGCCUGCCGCCGCCUCCUACUCCGCCUCUGCCGAGCCCUCCCGGGUCCGGGCGCUGGUCUAUGGGCAUCACGGGGACCCGGCCAAGGUCGUCGAAACCCUAAUUACUGGGCACACAAUGGCAGCUCAAAAAUGUUGCUGCCUGACCUACUUUGGGGAAAUGACUCGAGCAAAAGACGCCCUGUCUAGCCUGGGUGACAUUAACAUCUCUCUUUGGCUCUGUGCUUAGACUGAAGAACCUGGAGCUGGCUGCUGUGGGCGGAUCAGAUGUCCAUGUGAAGAUGCUGGCGGCCCCUAUCAAUCCCUCUGACAUAAAUAUGAUCCAAGGAAAUUACGGCCUCCUUCCCAAGCUGCCUGCGGUUGGAGGGAACGAAGGCGUUGGACAAGUGGUAGCUGUGGGCAGCAGUGUGACUGGGGUGAAGCCGGGAGACUGGGUCAUCCCAGCAAAUGCUGGUUUGGGAACCUGGCGGACUGAGGCUGUGUUCAGCGAGGAAGCACUGAUUGGAGUUCCGAAUGACAUCCCCCUUCAGAGCGCCGCCACCCUGGGUGUCAAUCCCUGCACGGCCUACAGGAUGCUGAUGGACUUUGAGCAGCUGCAGCCAGGGGAUUCUGUCAUCCAGAAUGCAUCCAACAGUGGAGUGGGGCAAGCAGUCAUCCAGAUCGCCGCAGCCCUGGGCCUGAGGACCAUCAAUGUGGUCAGAGACAGACCUGACAUCCAGAAGCUGACUGACAGACUGAAGAAUCUGGGGGCUGAGCAUGUUAUCACAGAAGAGGAAUUAAGGAAACAUGAGAUGAAAAACUUCUUUAAGGACGUGCCCCAGCCGCGGCUUGCUCUCAACUGCGUCGGUGGGAGAAGCUCCACAGAGCUGUUGCGGCACUUAGCGCGCGGAGGAACCAUGGUGACCUACGGGGGGAUGGCCAAGCAGCCCGUCAUUGCCUCUGUGAGCCUGCUCAUUUUUAAGGAUCUCAAACUGCGGGGCUUUUGGUUGUCCCAGUGGAAGAAGGACCACAGUCCAGAGCAGUUCAAGGGGCUGAUCCUCACACUGUGCGAUCUCAUCCGCCAAGGCCAGCUCACGGCCCCCGCCUGCUCCAAGGUCCCACUGCAGGACUACCAGCGUGCCUUGGAAACCUCGAUGCAGCCCUUCGUAUCUUCAAAGCAGAUUCUCACCAUGUGAUAACGCCAGAGGAGCCAGAGCGAAGUGGGAGGGGAGACAGAUCAGCAAGACUGCUUUCGGGCCCCUCAGUCAGGGCCCUUGACCUUCCCCGGGCUGCUCCUCUCCUCACUGGCACUUCCGAGCAGGAGAACUGUGAAGCCAGCAAAGUCUUUCUCCCAGGGCCAGCCUCAGGGUAUCUAAUAAAGUCUGAACUUCCUAAAAACAAACAAACAAA